AUGUCACUUAUCUUUGAUACAGGCGAGUGUACUAAAGAUUUAAUGGUUUUCAAACACCAUCUACCUGAAUAUCUAUCAGGAUUUUGCUCAUCAGCAACGAAUAUUAUUGUAACAUAUCCUGUAAAUAAAUUGAUCUUUCGACAGCAAAUCUACCGGUUGAGAACGCUCGAUGCCUACAAACAGCUAAAAUACGAAGGUUUCACAAUUCUUUAUCGUGGCAUGGCCUUACCAUUAUUACAAAAGACAUUCUCCUUAAGUAUAAUGUUUGGAACAAAUUCUCAUUAUUUACAAAUCUUUCAGUCCUUCUCGCGAACAAACCAAUGGUAUCAUCAGCCCUUAGCAUCAGCUUUAGCUGGCAGUACCGAAGCUUUGUUGACACCAUUGGAACGUACACAAGUUUUACUCCAAACAUCGAAAUACAAUCAUGUCAUUCGGAAUGGUUUUCAUGCCUUCACUUUAAUGUAUCAACACUAUGGAAUCAUUGAAUACUAUCGUGGAUUAACAUUGAUCUUAAUUCGCAAUAGUUUGUCCAAUAUGAUUUUCUUCGCUUGUCGAAAGCCACUCAAAGAUGUUUUACCCCGGUCGUCAUCGCAUCUUCAGCAUUCUAUCUAUGAUUUCUUCACUGGUGGUCUACUCGGUGCACUUUUAUCGACAUUCAUCUAUCCAUUGAAUGUUUUAAAAAAUGUCCAACAAUCCGAACUCGGUGGUCGAUAUGAUCGUCCAAUAAGUAUCUUCCGGUCUGUUUAUGAACAACGUGGUAAUUCUAUGAAGGAAUUCUAUAUCGGUGCUAAAUGGAACUUCGUUCGCAGUCUGAUAUCAUGGGGAAUAAUCAAUAGUACAUAUGAAUAUUAUUUAACAACGAUACGAACAUCCAUUUCUGACGAUGAUUGA
Molecule: messenger RNA, 891 nt
Organism: Adineta ricciae
Lineage: Eukaryota; Metazoa; Rotifera; Eurotatoria; Adinetida; Adinetidae
Source: the annotation of a GenBank genome assembly